AUGUCUCUGCUACUGAUAGCCCGGUACAACACCUUUUGGUUUGAAUCGAAGCAAGAAAAGCGGUUCCUCGCGUCUGCACUGUUCAAUUUCCAUUCGUUUCUGACAGUGGUUCUGUUGGGGAUUUGUACAUGCACUUUUGUGAAGAUGCACUUUCCAGCAAUCCUUGAACAGAGAACUGGAUUUCGUGGUUUCUUUUGGAAGGCAGCCAGAAUAGGUGAACGUUUGAGCCCCUGGGUUGCUGUGGGAUGCUUCACGAUGGGAGUGUCGAUAAUCUUUUUCUGA
This is a messenger RNA of Dovyalis caffra, 282 nucleotides long. Lineage: Eukaryota; Viridiplantae; Streptophyta; Magnoliopsida; Malpighiales; Salicaceae. The record is from the annotation of a GenBank genome assembly.